Molecule: messenger RNA, 2220 nt
Organism: Sturnus vulgaris (Common starling)
Lineage: Eukaryota; Metazoa; Chordata; Aves; Passeriformes; Sturnidae
Gene: CLIC2
Product: CLIC family member 2
Biological process (GO): negative regulation of ryanodine-sensitive calcium-release channel activity; chloride transmembrane transport
Molecular function (GO): chloride channel activity
Source: RefSeq, a predicted model, not a curated record
CAAGCCAGCAGCCCUCUGGAAGCCUUCCCCCAUCAGACUCUGCAGGGCACAGUCACGGCCGCAGUGCUCCCUCCCCACGCUGCUGGGAUGGAGAGUCGGCAGCACAGCACCACCAAGGAGCCCGAGAUCGAGCUGUUUGUCAAGGCUGGUCUGGAUGGAGAAAACAUCGGGAACUGCCCCUUCUGCCAGCGCCUCUUCAUGGUGCUCUGGCUCAAAGGGGUCAAGUUCAAUGUCACCACGGUGGACAUGACCAGGAAACCUGAAGAAUUGAAAGAUUUAGCACCAGGCACCAACCCACCCUUCUUGCUGUUCAACAAGGAGCUGAAAACAGACUUCAUCAAGAUUGAGGAGUUCCUGGAGCAGACCCUGGGUCCACCCACGUAUCCACACCUGAGCCCCAAGUACAAGGAGUCCUUUGAUGUGGGCAGCGACAUCUUUGCCAAGUUCUCGGCAUACAUCAAGAACCCACGCAAAGAAGCAAAUAUCAAUUUUGAGAAGGCUCUGCUGCGGGAGUUCCAUCGCCUGGAUGUCUACCUGAACACUCCUCUCCCAGAGGAGAUUGACCAGGACAGUGUGGAGGACGUCACCAUUUCCAAGAGGAAAUUCCUGGAUGGAGACCAUCUGACUCUGGCUGAUUGCAACCUCCUGCCCAAAUUGCAUAUCAUCAAGAUUGCAGCCAAGAAGUAUCGUGACUUCGAGAUCCCGGGGGACAUGACGGGCGUCUGGCGCUACCUCAACAACGCCUAUGCCUGUGAUGAGUUCACCCACACGUGUCCUGCGGACGAGGAGAUCGAGCACACGUAUGCCAGCGUUGCCAGGAAGAUGACCUAACCACGGGGUGGGCUGGGCUGGCAGCAUUGCCCUGGCUGAGCCCUCCAGCUCUGCAGCCCUGACACAACCAAAACCAGCCGAUGGAGAGACUGGAGAGGGCUUACAGCAUUGCUAGCUCCUGCCUUUCAGAAACAGCACCUUGCUUCACAGCCCCCGCCACUGCCUCCUCCUUCUGUGCUGCUGGCUGCAGCCCCUGGGCACCAGCAGUGCUGACCACAUACACACACUGCUCCCAUCUGGAUGUAGUGCAUCCCUGCUCCCUGAAAACAUUUCUCACAGCCCGUGACUAUGUGUCAUGGGAAAAGCUGAGCACUAGCCUCCUGCAGUGGCGCUUUCGUGGGACAGACGAGACCCCCAGCCAGGCCAGCCCAGCCUCCCAUCCCCAUCUGCCAGCCCUGUGUGGUCCCAGCCGUCCUGGGCUUGUCGUGGGAUCCCAGGGCUGGAGCUCUUUGCAUUCGCCUCUUGCCAACCUGCUCGGCCCCCGGGGCUGGCAUUUGGGCAGCCCUCUCUUCCGAGACACCAGCUCCCUCUGAAGAUGUGGAAAGGCUCUUCUCAGGCAGCUCAUCACAGUGAAAAUUGUGCUCACUGCUGAGGGCUGUGACACGGGUCUGACUGCCCGUGGACGUGGGGUAGGUGGGUGCUGGGGAUGAUGUCCGGUGCAACGGUGCCGGGACCAGGUACAGGAGGGAACAAAGGAUCAGGGGACCUGCAGAGGGCCUGAGGGUGAGGGGCUGAGGAUCAGAGCAUCCCUCCCAUCUUUACCAGUGCCCAGGGCCACGUGCUGCUGGCUGCAAGGUCCUGCUCAGCUCCUCCCAUCUCAGAAGCCACCGCGCCUUGCAGAACCCUGCAGAGGGUGCAGCCACGCUCCAGCUCCAUACCCCCCUAGUUCCCACCAACACUUCUGGAACCUGGGACUGGGAGCAGCCACAGGGUAGGGCACACGUUUAGUUUCCACACUGGAAAGCCCAGGAGAACAGACAGCAGCUGUUUGGCAAAGCUCUGUUUGUGGAAAGGUGUGGGCAGUGCCCCUUGGCUCAGCAUGCCUUCACGUCCUGUGUCAAAGCUGCUCUGCACAGCCAUGACAUCCUCUGCUCCCCCUCUGACACCUCCAGCUCCCCCAGGACUCCCACCAGGGCCUGAGAAUUCGGCCAGCCCUCCCUAAGCAGCCCCAGGGCAAAUGGAUACUGUACAGUGGGCACGGUGGGUUCUGUGGGAGCUGAAGCGAGCAGAGCCCCCUCAGCCCUCACUGCCACUUUCCUCUUUGCACUAAUGGAGUGUCCUUGCAAGCCUGUCUCAGAUAGUGCUGGGUUUGGGGACUGGGUUUGUUACUAAUGGGUUUUGGUUUGUUGGUUUUUAUAAAGAACAGCAAUAAACUGUGUUUUAAUAUGC